This is a messenger RNA of Raphanus sativus (radish), 1963 nucleotides long. RefSeq lists its product as uncharacterized. The record is from RefSeq and is a predicted model, not a curated record. The transcript has a single exon. NCBI's taxonomy places the organism in Eukaryota, Viridiplantae, Streptophyta, Magnoliopsida, Brassicales, Brassicaceae. Bases 4 to 585 code for a protein of 193 amino acids.
UAUAUGAUUCCACUUGUCAAUCACCUUCUCCAACUAACAACAACUAUCUCCUCCUUCAAACAUUCUACUAAACUCACAAAAACACUUUUUCUUAAUUACAAAUCCGAUCUCAGAACAAUGGAAGCUACAUUCAUCUCUUCGUCGGCUUCAGUUUCUCCACUCCGGUUCCAUCCACUGGUGUUUUCCCCUAAGAAAACGACGAUGAUGAAGAAGAAGAUGAUGAGCGUUUCUGCAGCUGCUUCUUCAGGAAAAGACCAUUACUACGGAGGAGGGAGACUGGUGGACGAGAACAUGAUCGUUCUGAGGAAACGCAUCCACGAGAUGAAGAUGGCUGAGAGAAACUACGAACCUCCUUCUCACUGGAUGGAUUGGGAGAAGCGUUUCUACAGCAGCUACGACUCUGUCAUCUGCGAUUCCGUUGGUCUUCUCCAGAGUUUCCUUAUGAACUCUCGCCCCACCGUUGCAUUCGCAACGAUUCUUCUCCUCGUCGUUAGUGUUCCGGUUUCCUCCUCUGUUUUAGCCUUUCGCCUUCUUGACCUCCUCCAAUGGGUUCUCGCCGCCGCAACAUCCGGUCACGUGGGCUGACCUGCUCGGCCAUUUCAUUAUUUCCUUAUAUUUGCCCACGACUUUUUCUAUAUAUUGGCUAUGUAUACUGUAUAUACACACAUUCUCUUUUUUUUUUUUUUAUAUACACACAUUCUUUUGAUUAUUUAUCUGAUAUUUUACUUUAGCUUUAAGAUAUAUGUUCACAAUCGCGUUAUUAAUUCAUUCUUUUGUGUAAGUUUCUUUAUCUUUAUAUUUAAAAGUAGCAAAAAGGAUAAUAUGUUAUGAUUACACAAACAUUUACUACGUUUUUUUUACUAAGAAACAUUUACUACGUUAAUGGAGUUUAACUUUUGUUUUUGUUUGUCCAUGUUACAAUCAUUUUGUUGAUCUGAUUUGUUUCCCCUUUUAGAAGUGGACAGUGAAUAGAGCGGCGUCUUUGGUUUGGCUCAUCCCAACACUUUUUUACGUUUAUUUUAUUAAUUUACAUAAAUUAUCUUUUGUUAAAUUCGUAUAUUUUAAAAUAUUUAUUAUAUACAACAAUUGAUUUCACAGUAUAUAUAUUUAUUAAGUUUUGUAAAAUACAAAUUUUAUGUCAUUAUUAUUUAAUUAUAUAACGUAUAUAAUAUGUGUCACAAACUCAUUUUAGAUGUAAUAUGAUUAAAUCUUUAAAAGAUUUUGAAGUGUAAAAAAGUUAAAUAUAGAUUCAUUAUAAAAAGGCAAACAAUACAAUAACAAAAAUAAUAUAAUAUAAUAUUUUAUUUAUAUUUAUAUGAAUUAUAUAUAUCUUGAUUAUUAAUUUAUGUUUAUAAUAUGAUUAUACAUUUAACAAAUUUUUAUUAAAAAAUAUUAUCUUAUCAUUUUAUUGAAUUGAGUUAUGUUGUUAUUAUUCCAAUUCAUAACUAAUAAAUUUAUUAAUUUAUCAUAUUUAUUAAUAUAUCGACUAUAAAUUUAUAUUCCAUCUAUUUCAUAUAUAUUAAAAUUAUUUAAAACUUUUUAUCCUUUAUUCAUAUACAAAAUGGAGGAGGUUAGUGUUACGGACAAUGGGAGUUACAUAAUGGAUAUGUGUUUGGAGAAAGAUUGGGAGAUUUGAGAGUGGUGAAUGGAGCGAUUCUGAGGUUACCUGGAGUCGUGGAGCAUGGUAUGUUUCUUAUGGCUUCUGCUGUUAUCAUUGCAAGCGAGCUUGGUGUUAAGAUCAAGAACAAACACACUUGUUGUAGAUGUUUUGGGUUUUAGGAAAGGAGAAAGAUAGGAUUAUGUUUUGUAAUGGAAAAAGAGGAAACUGAUCUAGAUAAUAGAUAGUUUUGGAAUGAUUGUCAUAUGAAGUCACCCUCUGCGGAGAUUUGACUCUUCUUUUGCAGAGUUUUGGAUGCUUGAUCAUCAUCUUAGUUCUUAAUAUGUAAAUUUCAUUCUUGCUUCA